Molecule: messenger RNA, 946 nt
Organism: Paralichthys olivaceus (Japanese flounder)
Lineage: Eukaryota; Metazoa; Chordata; Actinopteri; Pleuronectiformes; Paralichthyidae
Source: RefSeq, a predicted model, not a curated record
UGAUGUCACAGACACGUUCCUGUUUGGAAGCUGUUCACCUGCCAGCAGGGUCUUGGGCAGAAACCAGCUUGUAGCAGUGACACGUCAAGAAUUUACUCCGCAGCAGAAUGAAGAUGAUCUGGAUUUCGUUUCUUCUCAUUGGACAUGUUAUCUGUGGACCUGUGAGAAAAGACUAUAGAUCAGAUAGUGUCGACCCAAGAUUCAUGCAGCCGCCGUUCUCUGGGUUCUGGUACAGUGGCGUUGGGAUGAAUCCUGGCAGUGGUAGCAGCUCCCCUUUACCAAAUCAACUCAACCCAAGCACUGCCAAAAAAGUUCCUGCUCAAGAUGAUGGCAGUUUCAGUGGCAGGCAAGAUUUUUACAGCACCACCACCAACAUGGAUGAGACUGACCGUGGUAAUGAAGAAGACAGUGGCCCUGAGGAAAGUCAAUAUUGGGGUUCUGUUGCAGCGUAUGCUCCAGGUAACGAUUAUGGUGGUGAAGCUGCAGGAAGUGAGCCUGUCGUGAGUCAAGACCCCAACGCUGAAGCUGUGGCCCGUUACUACACUGAGGCUUCCGCUGCUAAGGCCCCUGAGCCGGUCUUCAGCGACGUGUCAGAUCUGGAGCCAGUUUACUCCUUCAGCUCUCGUUCAAGAUACAACCGAGGAAGAGCAGUGUUCUCUCAGACCCGCUACACCCCAGGAGAGCCUCCCUUUUUUCCUCUCAUGCCUAUGAGCAGAGUCCGGAGACCGUCAGUGCAAAGCCGGCCUGCUGACGCUCCAGCCAAGGGGGGCUUCUAAAUCUGACACUGUCUCAGUAUCUAUGUUCUCUUACCUGCAGUCUAUCAGGACACUUACUCUGUCUUUACCACAACAUUCUCCAUGUUGCUGUCUCACAGCUGACUUACGCUUGUCUUGACCUCUGUUUUUGCUGCACAUGAUCUGAUAUGAAUAAAUGAUUUAAAGCUAAA